AUGAACUACUUCUCCAUAGAAGCCCACAAGAAUUCCUCAGUAAACUCAUUACGACUCGUAGAGAAUACUCAAUUUGCAAUAACAGGAGGUGGAAAUGACUUCUUAGUCAAGCUACAUAAUUUGCUGGAAUCUUAUAGCCAGACAUUACCAAAGGAGCAUACCAAUGCUGUCAAUAGCAUCGCCAUUGCAAAAACGCGGGACUUUUUCUGUUCUACCUCAAAUGAUGUGGUUGUUCUAUGGGACAUAGUUAAGCAACAGAAGGUUCAGAAGCUUGUAGCUAGCGAAUCCGAAGAUACAGUGAGGGAUCAGAUAAUGGAUAGUUCCAUCCUUAAUGACAACCUUGUUGCAGUUUGUGGAACAAAUCAUAGGGUGAAGUUCUUCGAUUUGCGUCAAAAACAAAGAAGUAGACCCAUAUUUUCGCUUGCAGCAGGUGAUGACAAUUUAAAUACCUUGAAUUUUCAAGAAAACAACAUCUUAUCUAUAGGAAGUUCGAACGGCAACAUGUACUCAAUUGAUUUGAGAAAUCAGAACUUAAUAACGGACCUGUUUGUUAAUGGUAGUAUCACCAGUAUUGACGGUUAUGAAGAGGGGCUCUUGAUUACCUUUGAUAUAGGAUUAAUAGAGUUAAUUGAUUUCAAAAGCUCUAAAAGGAUGUUGAAAUUAAGCGAACCAUGCCUGGCUUCUUACAAGCUCAAUUCUCAACUCAUAAAAGACUAUUACAGUAAUGGCUUAUAUUACAUUGCAGGGGCUUCAGAAUAUGGCACAAUUCAUUUAUGGAGCUUUUAUUUCGAUGACCCGGAUCACAUUUACAAGGCAAAGGAAUUGCAUCCAAAGAUACUGGAUUCAAAAGAGUCAGGUAUAUUAAAUAUAGUUCGGUUUGCCUCAAAUUCUAAUAGACUAGUCAGCUCUAGUGGAGAUGGCAUGUUGCAUAUCUGGGACAAUUUGAUCUAA
Molecule: messenger RNA, 951 nt
Organism: Priceomyces carsonii
Lineage: Eukaryota; Fungi; Ascomycota; Pichiomycetes; Serinales; Debaryomycetaceae
Exons: 1
Coding region: 1-951 (316 amino acids)
Biological process (GO): mRNA splicing, via spliceosome
Cellular component (GO): catalytic step 2 spliceosome
Molecular function (GO): protein binding
Source: RefSeq, a predicted model, not a curated record